Messenger RNA from Drosophila kikkawai, 3579 nucleotides. The record is from RefSeq and is a predicted model, not a curated record. Lineage: Eukaryota; Metazoa; Arthropoda; Insecta; Diptera; Drosophilidae.
CACACUGAUCGCAUUCGCCCAGACACAAAACUUCGGUCACUCUGAUCGCGUAGAAAAUAAAAUAAUUUGCAAAUCGCAGAGUUUAUUUAAACCAAAAACAACAACAAAACAGACGCGGCCACAAAUUCCGCUGCUGUCCGGAAACGUCUACUGUUCUUCUCAUUCUUCGCGAGCGGGGGUGGCUGAAAAUACGGGGAAAAUGAGACCGCUUUGAAGUGGAAUUCCGAGACGAUUGCCGCACGACGACGUCAUCGCCAGUCACAAACACACACGCGCCGAGACACCGACACAACGACACAACCACACUAAAGGUGCUCACAGAGAAUUCGUUGAGAUUGUUGUAAAUUAUGAAAGCAAUUUAUCAACUGAACCCCGAGCUGGAAACUGGAAAUCGAAGGAAAAGCGAUAAAAGCGAAGGAAGAGGAACGGCGACUUGAGCUACGGAAGCGAGAGAGCGGGAGAGACGAACGCGCCUCGAUCCGCAGCAGAUACACAAAGAGAGCGAGAGAGAGUGGGCCCAUGUACUUGUUGCUGGAUAGUUGACCUUUGGGAGCGCCAUAAUUUGAAUCUCGAGUGUUUCUCUGUAGAGCAGUAUGGACACCCGUGUCGAGCUGGAGCUCCAGCCGGUUGGCAAGGAGGAGGAGAAGCAGCAGCAGCAGCAGCAGCAGGAUGACACAAAGCCCCAGAAAACACCAGAGGCUGAGGAAUACCAGCUGCAGCGAAAAAGCCUUCUUACGCCCGUUAAGAUCAUUCCCCAAGAUUCCUCAAAGGAGUCACCAACUGGCAACUCCAUUCAGGAGCUGGAGGGCACGCCGCGGACGCCCAGAACGCCGCCCCCGAUGAACAUGCAGCCGGGCACAUCCCGCCAGCUAUUCAGGGACGCUGCUCUGGCCCACGGCGGCCAGGAGUCCACGGCGCUGCUGCAGCACGAGCUGAACAAUAUCGCUGCCACCCAGACACCGGUCUCCAGGCUUCGUAGUGCCAGCUCCACGCUGGAUGCCAGUAUUUCGCGAAACCCCUCCACCACCGGGGGCAAGCAUGAGAAAAAGAUCGGCCACCGGCGAGUGGCCGAGGGAGGUGAGGUAACCUACAAGAAGAUCCAGUCCAAGCAGAUAAUGGGCUCCAUACAGCUGGGCAUCCAGCACACGGUGGGCAGUCUGGCCAGCAAGCCAAAGAGGGAUCUGCUGAUGAACGACUUCUGGGAAAUGGAGACCAUAUCGUUUCCGCCAGAUGGUUCCUCCAUCACGCCAGCUCACCACUACAGCGACUUCCGGUUCAAGGUGUACGCACCCAUUGCCUUUCGCUACUUCCGGGAUCUGUUUGGAAUCGCACCCGACGACUUCCUCAUGUCCAUGUGUGCCUCGCCGCUGCGAGAGCUCUCCAAUCCGGGGGCUUCUGGCUCUAUAUUUUACCUGACGGACGACGACGAGUUCAUCAUCAAGACGGUGCAGAAAAAGGAGUGCGAGUUCCUGCAGAAACUGCUGCCCGGCUAUUACAUGAACCUCUCGCAGAAUCCCCGAACCCUGCUGCCCAAGUUCUUUGGACUCUAUUGCUUCCAUUACAACUCAAAGAACGUGCGACUGGUGGCCAUGAACAACCUGCUGCCCUCGGACAUCAAGAUGCACGCCAAGUACGAUUUGAAGGGCUCGUCCUUCCGCCGCAAGGCCUCCAAGGCGGAGCGCCAGAAGGCGAGUCCCACAUUCAAGGACCUCGACUUUGCCGAGCACCAUCCGAACGGCAUUUUCCUGGAGACGGACAAGUACAAUGCACUGAUGCGCACCAUUCAGCGGGACUGCAUGGUUCUGGAAAGCUUUCAGAUCAUGGACUACUCGCUGCUGGUGGGCAUUCACAAUUUGGACCUGGCCGCCAAGGAGAAGAGGGAGGAGCGCAUCCUAAACGCACGGGCUAAGCUGCAGCGGAAGGAAAGCGCCGCCCAGGGUCCAUCAUCCCUGAACCCCGAUGACGACGCCCCGGAGGCGGAUCAAAAUCAACUCCAUACGGUGGCCUCGUACGCCUCCAUUCCGGGCACUUCUGCUGGAACGGGAGGAGCCGCCUUGAAUCGCACUCGCAGUAUGAAUCGUCAGCGUUUGGUGGCUCAUUCCACAGCUCUAGAAUCGAUUACAGCCGACAUGGAUAUGCCUCUGGAGGAGGACGAGGAUGUGCCCUCGGGCGGUAUACCCGCGCGAUCGGAAAAUGACGAAAGGUUGAUCCUUUACAUUGGCAUUAUCGACAUCCUGCAGUCAUAUCGCUUGGAGAAGAAGCUGGAGCACACCUUCAAGAGCAUCCUGUACAACGGGGACACGGUGUCCGUGUGCCGUCCCUCGUUCUAUGCCAAACGCUUCCAAGACGCCAUGGCCAAGCAGGUGUUCAAGAAGACGCCCACAUUUCCACUGAAACAUUCCCCCUCCAAGCGCAAAACGUCAGCAACGCAACUGAUGCGCUCACCAGCCUCGCGUCUGCCCUCCCUGAACACACCGACCGGUGGUGGACGGCAACCGGUCCUGACCAUGCUCUCCGGUAUGUCAACACCGCCGCCGGCCUUCGACGACAUCUCCGAGGAGGACAUAACCGCAGCCUCCACCACGACGCUGCAGCGUCAGCAAAAGCAAAACGGCAACAGCCAAUCGAACAACAACAUCCAGGGCGAGAUGGAAGGAGCCCCAGCAGGUGGUAGCAGCACGACGGGCGGCAGCGGGGAGCCGCCCAGCAGCACCUAUCACACCCAGUACUCCUACGAUAGCUCCGUACGGACGGGCAGCGCCCUGACCAGCGACUUUAGCGACGAUGAGUCGACGGGGACCGGAUUGAGUGGCUCCCGUUCGCCGCUGAAUCGCGCCCACCAUAGCGUCCAGGUGACGACGGGCUAUGUGGAGCAGAUACUCGCUCAGCCGGAGGGCGAGGCGGAGCAGGUGCAUGCAGAUGUCAACGGCAAGGUCACGUUGACGACCACCACGAUGACGACCACAAAAACGGCUCACAUUCAGGGGCCCAGCUACACGUCCACGCUCGUGCUCAACGACCUGCCGCGUUGAGACUGGAAGCGGGACUGGCAUUGGGUGUACAUGGGAUGCAUAUAUGUAAAGCCGCCGGGUAUGUGGGCUUGUAAGGUGUAAUGGCCACUCUCCCAUCACGAAAAAAAAAAAUACUGAAAACGAGCUCGUUUAUCUUGAUUAAACACAAAAACCAAAAACGAAUACGUAUUCGAUAUUAAAAUUUAUGUGGCGCCUGUGCUAAUUGACUGCCAACCAGCCACGCCCCCCACACCAACACACACAUACAGCCUAGGAAAAUUUAUAAAUAUUAUUUGGCUUCAUGUUUUUUGGUUGUUCUUUUUGUUUUUUUGUGUCUGUGUGUGUGGCCUUAACUGAAGUUUGUUUUAAAUUACGAAAUCAUUGUGAACGGGAAUCGAACUACUUGGACGAAAUUGAGAUGGUCGGGGAGAAAAAGACGAGGAGAGAACUCAGUUAUUGUCUUUAUAUAUAUAAAUGUAUGUUGCUGUAUUAUAAAGUGCGUUUACGUAUUCUAAGAUGCUCAUGUAAAUAAACGAAAUGAUAAAUAAAUAUACGUAUAUACAUUUUA